UCACAGCAUUUCAUUAGGCUUCUGUAAAAUUUCGACUUUUGCCGCCCAAAGAUGUAUUUUUACUUAGUACUCGGUUUUACCGUAGCAGUAAUGCAGUUAGCAGUCGCAGAAGAUAGUUCGGAAGAGUUAACGCCAGAGAAAAUGGAAGCUGUAAAAAUUCUGCUUUGUAAUAAGGAUUUCAAGGAACAGGGUGAUGAAUUGGAAUCUUGUAUGAGUAUGACAGAUGGCAAUGACAGGCUGAAUGAAAUUGGUAUACAGUGUUUCACUGGUCUCACAAGCUACGACGCUGGUGUAUUGAGACAGUUUUUCUGCGAUAAUGAGCCAGAAGAUAUAAUAAACGGUGUGAUCUGUAUGGCAGAGGCGGUGGAAGAGGCACCUGAUAAAAAUGAGCUUGAGGAAUUUAUGCAGCCAAGUGAGGACUGUGUGAAAGAACUUAUAGAAAAAUGGACGUCUGAAGACUAAAGAUUCUGAAGAAUAAAGAAUGCUUACAUAAUAGUGUCCUUCUUUACUUAAGGCUCAAUAUCAACAUUGACUCCAGUGUUCUGCGACUGGUUAAACCAUAGAAAAAUGUAAUUUGUUAUUGUUUUUGUUUAAAAAUUAUUUAAUUGUAAUUGAAAUUAUAUAAAAUUAAAAUUUAUUUUGUGUUA
Molecule: messenger RNA, 647 nt
Organism: Stegodyphus dumicola
Lineage: Eukaryota; Metazoa; Arthropoda; Arachnida; Araneae; Eresidae
Source: RefSeq, a predicted model, not a curated record